UUGUCACAUGGGUUGUGUUUCCUGCCGGGUUAGGAGUGGUUGAGAAGUUUUAGUCAGAGAGAAGUUGAACAGUUAUUUAUGAAGUCCUCAAAAAACGAAGGGUGCCAAACUACAUCUGCAUUGGCCUGAAAAUAUGGAAAUUCCUGCCAUAAGCCUCAAGGCCAUAGUACUAGUGCACUGGCUACUGACCGUCUGGGGCUGCAUGGCCUGGCUGCCGUCCUCCUAUGCCUGGGGUAACUUCAGUGUCCUGGCUGUGGGCGUGUGGGCCAUCGCUCAGAGGGACUCCAUUGAUGCUGUACUUAUGUUUCUGAUUGGGAUUGCAGUGACGAUACUGACAGACAUUAUCCAUUUUGGGAUCAACUACCCGCUCAUUGAGGGUCUAUCUGAGAGGAACCGGGACACAUUCCGCUUCAGUGCGGGCAUGGCCAUCCUGGGCCUGCUACUCAAACCUGUCUCCUGCUUCUUCAUCUACCAAAUGUACAGAGAGCGCGGAGGAGAUUACAACGUCAACUUUGCAGGCGUCCCCAGUGUAACACAAAACAGAGAUGCGUACCAGUCCAUUGACCAGCAGGACCAGACCACCAGCUCAGCCAACCCCUAAAAGCCUGAAGCAGCAAACUCCUACUGAGAGACAGCACAGCACAGCACAGCACUCACUUUAUUCUCUUGGAAAUGCAUGGUUUCAUGAAGGAAUCCAUAACAUCCCUAAUGUUUUUGGUAAAUUAUGUGUUUUUUCAAAGCCAAUUCAGUCUUCUUUUCAUAUGGGUAUCUGUCCUUUGUCUGUUAUUCUGUGCUUCAUUCAAUUCCUUACCAAUAAUGUCCUGAUCUAAAUACUCACUGUCAUGGUAAAAUAAUAGGACAUGUAUGCUUGAUGCUCUGGGUAAUGUCACACACUGGCAUAUGGAGAUAACUCCUGAGUGGCGCAGUGGUCUAAGGCACUGC
Messenger RNA from Coregonus clupeaformis (lake whitefish), 942 nucleotides. Its product is annotated as type-1 angiotensin II receptor-associated protein-like. Gene Ontology annotation, biological process: angiotensin-activated signaling pathway; regulation of blood pressure. The coding region runs from base 134 to 601 and encodes 155 amino acids. The transcript has a single exon. NCBI's taxonomy places the organism in Eukaryota, Metazoa, Chordata, Actinopteri, Salmoniformes, Salmonidae. Gene Ontology annotation, cellular component: plasma membrane. The record is from RefSeq and is a predicted model, not a curated record.